GUCUCGUUUUUGCGGCUUACCUACUUAUUCAUUUUAGAAAACCGAAACUUUCACUCAGCAACCGCCAAUUCCCAUCGAGCACACGCUCGAAACUUCACCAAUUCUCUCAUACAGAGCGUCCCAAAAACCAACUAUGCCCGUCAAAUCGACUCCCGACCGUCACACGAACGUCAACGAUGGGCGAUAAGAAGGUCAUCGACGUCCCCAAGGUGGUUCUCAGAGAAGUCAUCGUGAAAGAAUACGAAGAUAACGCCGAUUCCUCGUUCUCCGGGUCCGACGCCGAUGACAUAGAGCCCUACAAACCCAGAGCGGAGAUCCCUCCGGAGUACUGGCACAUCCAGAAGCUGAUGAAGUUCAUCAAAACCGGCAAUCAAUCGGCCACCGUCGUGUGCUUGUGUUGCUUGAGAGAUUACGAUUUAACCAACGAAAUCAGCGUGUUAGCCAUACAGGAAAUCGGCGGGCUGGAGAUCCUGGUGAACCUGCUCGAAACGAAAGACCUGAAGUGCAAACUGGCCGCCAGCGCCGUCCUCUCGGAGCUGUCGACCAACACCGAUGUGCGGAAGUGCGUCACCGACCUCGGCGGCGUCGAGCUGCUGGUGCGCAACCUGUCGGAGCCGGCCAGGGAGCUGCAGGAGCUCGUCUCGGAGACCGUCUACAACGUGGCGCAGAUCCGGAAGGCGCGCAAGAACCUGCGCAAGUGCGGCGGCAUACCGAAGCUGAUCGAUCUGCUGGACGUGAAGGAGUCGCUGCUGAAGAUGGCCAGCGAGGAUUGGGGCGAGUACGACGUGGAGCAGGUGAACGUGGCGCGGGCGGCCGCCCGCGCGCUGUGGUCGGUGUCGAAGAGCAACAAGAACAUCCACGAGAUGCUCAAGUUCGGCGUCAUCACGUUGCUCGCCAGGUUGAUCAGAUCCGAUCACAUGGACGUGGUGGUACCGGCUGUGGCCACGAUAUCACAAUGCGCGCACAAUCCUCACUACCAACUGGCCAUACAAACCGAAGGAAUGGUGAAAGACAUCGUGAGGCACGUUUUUAGAGAGGAUCAACCGGAAUUGAUCGGUUACUGCGCGACCACCAUCUACAAAUGCGGCGUAAACGCCCUAAUAAGGGACAUGGUGAGGCAAUGCGGUGGUUUGGAUCCUCUGGUGAAGAUACUAAGAGACAUGACCGCCAGGGAAGAUAAAGAACUGAUGACCGCUGUAACGGGAGCCAUUUGGAAAUUGGCCAAAACCGUAGAAAACGUGCAUAGAUUCGAUGUGUUGAAAACCGUCGAUGUGCUGGUGUCGAUGUUGGCGAACGUGGACGAGGACGAGGACGUGCUGAGCAACGUGGUGGGCGCGCUCAGCGAGUUCGUGAAGUUCGAGCACAAUCGCGAGGCGCUUCUGAGGGCCGGCGGGAUACCGCACUUGGUGAAUUUGCUGAACUACACGUACACGCCGAUCUUGGAGAACAUACCGUUGGUGUUGAGGGAGAGCGCCCAGCAUCCGGAGUCGAUGAGGGUGAUCGAGGAAUUGGACGGGGUGAGGUUGAUUUGGUCGUUGCUGCGGAACGAUAGUUUGGAGGUCCAAGCGAACGCGGCUUCGGCCCUGGUACCCUGCGUGCGCUACGCCACCGAUUCGGGCGAGAUGGUGCGCUGCUUCGUCGGCGGCCUGGAGCUCAUCGUCAACCUGCUCGCCUCCACCGACAACCACGUGCUGGCGUGCGUUUGCGCCGCCGUCGCCCAGGUGGCCCAGGACAUCCAGAACUUGGCCAUCAUCACCGAUCACGGCGUCGUGCCGAUGCUGGUCAACCUGGUGCCCACCGAGGACGUGGAGCUGCGCGAGCACCUCUCCUCCGCCAUCGCCUAUUGCUGCGCCUGGGGCUCCAAUUGCAAGAUGUUCGGCAGACUUGGCGCCAUCACGCCUUUAGUGCAAUACAUGGCCGACGACGAUCCGAACGUGCAUCGCACCACCGCCUUGGCGCUCUAUCAUCUGUCGAAGAACGCCUUCAAUUGCAUCACGAUGCACGAGAGCGGCGUGGUGCAGUUCCUCCUGAGGGCCAUUUCAUCCACCGAUCAUCCGCUGCAGGAGGCGGCGGCCGGUUGCUUGGCGAACAUCAGGAGAUUGGCUUUGAAGGCGGAGACGGUGCAUUUGAUUAGGGAUCAGGAUAACGAUGAUGAUGAUUGAUUGUGAUGAUUUGGUAUUUAUUUUGUUUAUUUAUUAACG
Molecule: messenger RNA, 2201 nt
Organism: Phyllotreta striolata
Lineage: Eukaryota; Metazoa; Arthropoda; Insecta; Coleoptera; Chrysomelidae
Source: the annotation of a GenBank genome assembly